AAAGGUCAUGGCCAAGGACAAGAGUGAAGACGAGCAGACAGGUGGUAAAAUCUCACCAGGGGGGACAAUAGGCUACCCUCGAAGAAAUAAAAAAGGAAAAUUUCAAUUGUAACGCUUCAUCAAAUCAAACCAAACCCUUAUUGGGUUUUGGGUAAAAUAAGGGGAAGGGGGCAUGUUUACCAGAAACGCAGAGAAGGGAAGGGUUGGUCGACUACACCACCCAACUCACAGUCAAAACACGCCUAACCCCCAGAAGAAGAAUUUGUGGGUUCGUGAUGUGAUCGUAAUGCAGAGAGGGGAAGCCUUUUAUGCGCUCGACAUGGUUGGCCCUGUUCGCUUCUCCAAUUUUUGACACGGAGAUCUUAAAUGGAAAGGGAAAGGGGAAAAGAACAGAAGCUGCAUUGAGGGCUGUUUUUGUGUGGGGAGAGUUAACUCGCACUGUGAGAGAGAGAGAGAGAGAGAGGGUAGCUGGGAACCACUAGGGAGGGGAAGCGGUGGCAGGUACGACCACGUGCUGCCACCACGUGCUGCUCUCAGUAAAGCCGUUAAAACACGAGCCGACCUCCAUGCUCAAACCCAAACCCACGCAUCCGCUGCAAUUUCCUGGUUGAAGGAUUUCGUAUUGCGGUACAAACCCGCAUUAUGGGUUCUGGGGAUUCUGGUUUUUCUUUAUGAUCCUCAAUGUUCAUGCCCGCGAAGCAUGCUGAGUAAAAUUCAGUUGCAGUGACAGGGAUUCUCAACACAUAUUUAUCUUUAUCGUCGAGCAUGUCAGAAGCUCAAAGGAGAUCAAUGAUGGCUGGUGUUGUGCGCGGAAAUGGGUUUGUAAAUGGAGUAAUUCCAAUUAGAAAUCCUGCUACAUCAAUAGUUGAUGAAUUCUGCUCUGCUCUUGGGGGAAAAGAGCCUAUUCAUAGUAUUUUAAUUGCAAACAAUGGAAUGGCAGCUGUUAAAUUUAUACGUAGUGUCAGGACAUGGGCUUAUGAGACAUUUGGUACAGAGAAGGCAAUCUUGCUAGUAGCAAUGGCUACUCCAGAAGAUAUGAGAAUCAACGCAGAGCAUAUUAGAAUAGCAGAUCAGUUUGUGGAAGUUCCUGGGGGGACUAACAACAAUAACUAUGCCAAUGUGCAGCUUAUUGUAGAGAUGGCAGAAAUAACACAUGUUGAUGCUGUUUGGCCUGGUUGGGGCCAUGCAUCUGAGAACCCUGAGCUGCCAGAUGCACUGAAUGCAAAGGGAAUCAUAUUUCUUGGGCCACCAGCCACAUCUAUGGCCGCAUUGGGAGAUAAAAUUGGUUCGUCAUUGAUUGCUCAAGCAGCUGAAGUGCCCACCCUUCCAUGGAGUGGCUCUCAUGUGAAAAUUCCACCAGAAUGUUGCUUGGUUACUAUCUCUGAGGAAAUAUACAGGGAAGCAUGUGUCUAUACAGCGGAGGAAGCAAUUGCUAGUUGUCAAGUUGUGGGUUACCCGGCAAUGAUUAAGGCAUCGUGGGGUGGAGGUGGUAAAGGCAUAAGAAAGGUUCAUAAUGAUGAUGAAGUCAAGGCACUGUUCAAGCAAGUUCAGGGUGAAGUUCCUGGUUCACCCAUAUUUAUAAUGAAGGUUGCUUCCCAGAGCCGUCAUUUAGAAGUCCAGUUACUCUGUGAUCAAUAUGGCAAUGUUGCAGCUCUUCACAGCCGUGAUUGCAGUGUUCAGAGGCGGCACCAAAAGAUUAUUGAGGAGGGCCCAAUUACAGUAGCUCCACUUGAGACAGUGAAAAAGCUGGAGCAGGCUGCCAGAAGGUUAGCCAAAUGUGUGAAUUAUGUUGGAGCAGCCACUGUUGAGUAUCUGUACAGUAUGGAAACUGGAGAGUACUAUUUUUUAGAGCUUAAUCCUCGAUUACAGGUGGAACAUCCUGUCACUGAGUGGAUUGCUGAAAUAAAUCUGCCAGCCGCACAAGUUGCAGUUGGGAUGGGUAUUCCUCUCUGGCAAAUUCCUGAAAUAAGGCGGUUUUAUGGAGCGGAAAAUGGUGGGGGCUAUGAUACUUGGAGGAGAACGUCAGUUGUUGCCACACCUUUUGAUUUUGACCGAGCAGAGUCUACAAGGCCAAAAGGUCAUUGUGUAGCUGUUCGUGUAACCAGUGAGGAUCCAGAUGAUGGUUUUAAGCCUACUAGUGGGAAAGUUCAGGAGCUGAGUUUUAAAAGCAAGCCAAAUGUGUGGGCUUAUUUCUCUGUCAAGUCGGGAGGUGGCAUUCAUGAAUUCUCAGAUUCUCAAUUUGGACAUGUUUUUGCAUUUGGGGAUUCUAGGGCUGUGGCCAUUGCAAACAUGGUUCUCGGUCUGAAAGAAAUUCAAAUUCGAGGAGAAAUUCGUACAAAUGUUGACUACACAAUUGAUCUUUUACAUGCUUCAGAUUACAGAGACAAUAAAAUCCACACAGGCUGGUUGGAUAGUAGAAUUGCUAUGCGGGUUAGAGCAGAAAGGCCACCUUGGUAUCUUUCUGUUGUUGGAGGUGCUCUUUAUAAAGCAUCUGCUAGCAGCGCGGCUGUGGUUUCAGAUUAUGUUGGUUAUCUUGAAAAGGGGCAAAUCCCGCCAAAGCAUAUAUCACUUGUCAAUUCUCACGUUUCCUUGAACAUUGAAGGAAGCAAAUACACGAUUGAAAUGGUGAGGGGAGGACCAGGAAGCUAUAGAUUGAGGAUGAACAAGUCAGAGAUUGAAGCAGAGAUACAUACUUUACGUGAUGGAGGUUUAUUGAUGCAGUUGGAUGGAAACAGUCAUGUUGUUUAUGCAGAGGAAGAAGCCGCUGGAACUCGCCUUCUCAUUGAUGGAAGAACUUGCUUGCUUCAGAAUGAUCACGAUCCAUCUAAGUUAGUGGCAGAGACACCGUGCAAGCUUCUUAGGUAUUUAGUUUUAGAUGGCAGUCAUGUUGUUGCUGACAUGCCAUACGCAGAGGUUGAGGUCAUGAAGAUGUGUAUGCCGCUUCUUUCGCCUGCUUCUGGGGUUAUCCAGUUUAAGAUGUCUGAAGGUCAAGCAAUGCAGGCUGGUGAACUUAUUGCAAGGCUUGAUCUAGAUGAUCCUUCAGCUGUAAGAAAAGCAGAACCUUUUAAUGGUAGCUUUCCUGUCCUGGGGCCUCCAACUGCUAUUUUAGGAAAAGUUCAUCAGAGGUGCGCUGCAAGUUUAAACGCUGCACGAAUGAUUCUUGCGGGUUAUGAGCAUAACAUUGAUGAAGAAGUGCAAAACUUGCUAAAUUGUCUUGAUAGUCCUCAACUACCUUUCCUUCAGUGGCAAGAAUGCUUGGCUGUUUUGGCCAACCGUCUCCCAAAGGAUCUCAAGAGUGAGUUAGAAUCAAAAUAUAAGGAGUAUGAUGGGAUUUCAAGUUCCCAGAUUGUUGAUUUUCCAGCCAAAUUGUUGCGAGGUGUUCUUGAGGCCCAUCUAAGCUCCUGCCCUGAUAAAGAAAGAGGUGCUCAAGAAAGGCUUGUGGAACCUUUAAUGAGUCUCGUCAAGUGUUAUGAAGGUGGAAGAGAAAGUCAUGCUCAUAUUAUUGUUCAGUCCCUUUUUGAAGAGUAUCUUGCCAUUGAAGAAUUAUUUAGUGACAACAUCCAGGCUGAUGUCAUAGAACGCCUGCGACUUCAGUUUAAGAAAGAUCUUUUGAAGGUUGUCGACAUUGUGCUUUCUCAUCAGGGUAUAAAAAGUAAGAACAAGCUGAUACUAAGACUCAUGGAACAAUUGGUUUAUCCGAAUCCUGCUGCAUACAGGGAUAAACUAAUCAGGUUUUCUACACUUAAUCAUACAAAUUAUUCUGAGUUAGCACUAAAAGCAAGUCAACUGCUGGAACAAACCAAGCUAAGUGAACUUCGUUCCAGUAUUGCACGGAGCCUUUCCGAACUUGAGAUGUUUACAGAAGAGGGUGAAAAUAUGGAUACUCCUAAGAGGAAAAGUGCCAUUAAUGAACGGAUGGAGGCUCUUGUAAGUGCUCCAUUAGCAGUUGAGGAUGCCCUUGUUGGUCUCUUUGAUCAUAGUGAUCACACACUUCAAAGACGGGUUGUGGAGACUUAUGUUCUUAGACUGUACCAGCCCUACCUUGUAAAAGGGAGUGUUAAGAUGCAGUGGCACAGAUCUGGUCUGAUUGCUUCAUGGGAAUUCAUGGAAGAGCAUAUUGAAAGAAAGAGUGGAUGUGAAGAUCGAACAGCUGAUACAAUGCUGGUUGCAAAACAUUGUGUGAAGAAAUGGGGAGUUAUGGUUGUUAUCAAAUCUCUUCAGUUAUUGCCUACAGUUAUUGGUAUUGCUUUGAAGGAAGUGAGUCAUAUAUUUCAUGAUACAAUUCCGAAUGGGUCUAUGGAAUCAGCUAGCCAUGGUAAUAUGAUGCAUAUUGCAUUGGUGGGCAUCAACAACCAGAUGAGUUUGCUUCAGGACAGUGGUGAUGAGGAUCAAGCUCAAGAGAGAAUUAACAAGUUAGCGAAGAUACUUAAAGAGCAAGAAUUAGGCACCAGUCUCCGCACUGCAGGCAUUGGGGUUAUUAGUUGUAUCAUUCAGAGGGAUGAAGGUCGGGCCCCUAUGAGGCACUCCUUUCAUUGGUCAGCGGAGAAGCUACAUUAUGUGGAAGAGCCUCUGUUGCGUCACUUGGAACCACCAUUGUCCAUUUACCUUGAACUGGACAAGCUUAAAGGCUAUGAGAAUAUACAGUAUACUCCAUCCCGAGACCGUCAAUGGCACCUUUACACUGUAGUAGAAAAGACACUACCAAUCCAGAGAAUGUUUCUUAGAACACUUGUAAGGCAACCCACCACAUAUGAAGGAUUUGUGGCAUAUCAAGGGCUUGACAUGGGAACAACCCUAAACCAGCAGGCAAUGUCUUUUACUUCAAGGAGCAUUUUGAGGUCCUUAAAAGCUGCGAUGGAGGAGUUGGAACUUAACGUGCACAAUACUACUGUCAAAGCUGACCAUGCGCAUAUGUACCUUUAUAUCUUACGGGAGCAACAUUUAGAUGAUCUUUUACCCUACCCCAAGAGAGUUGAUGUGGAUUCUGGGCAAAAAGCAACAGUUGAGAUGAUCUUGGAAGAGUUGGCACGUGAAAUCCAUGCAUCUGCUGGUGUAAGAAUGCACCGUUUAGGUGUUUGUGAGUGGGAAGUAAAGCUUUGUAUGGCAUCGGCUGGAGAGGCCAAUGGUGCUUGGAGGGUGGUGGUUGCUAAUGUGACUGGUCACACUUGCCGCGUGCAUAUAUACCGAGAACUGGAGGAUACCCACAAGCACAGGGUGUUCUACCACUCAAUCUCUGCACAAGGUCCUCUGCAUGGCAUGCCAUUGAAUGCACAGUAUCAGCCUUUGGGAGCUCUUGACAGGAAACGCCUUUUGGCUAGGAGAAGCAACACUACAUACUGCUAUGAUUUCCCGCUGGCAUUUGAGACUGCUUUGGAACAGUCAUGGGCAUCACAAUGCCUGGGUACCAAUAAACCCAAGGACAAAGUUCUUAAAGUCGCAGAGCUCACAUUUUCUGAUCAAAAAGGUUCAUGGGGAACACCUCUCACUUCUGUGGAGCGCCCCCCCGGGCUCAAUGAUGUUGGCAUGGUAGCCUGGAGUAUGGAAAUGUGUACUCCAGAAUUCCCUUGCGGAAGGACAGUUUUGAUUGUAGCGAAUGAUGUGACAUUUAAAGCUGGAUCUUUUGGCCCCAGAGAGGAUGCCUACUUCCUUGCAGUGACUAAUCUUGCUUGCACUAAAAAGGUACCUCUAAUUUAUUUGGCAGCUAACUCCGGAGCCCGUAUCGGAGUAGCUGAGGAAAUAAAAGCAUGCUUUAAAGUUGGUUGGUCUGAUGAAUCAAACCCUGAGCAUGGUUUUCAGUAUGUGUAUUUAACUCCGGAGGAUCAUGCACGCUUUGGAUCAUCUGUGAUUGCGCAUGAGUUAAAAGUGGCAAGCGGAGAAACUAGAUGGGUUAUAGAUACCAUAGUUGGAAAGGAGGACGGUUUAGGGGUUGAGAAUUUGACAGGCAGUGGAGCCAUUGCUGGUGCAUAUUCGAGGGCCUACAAGGAAACCUUUACCUUAACAUAUGUGACUGGCAGAACUGUUGGAAUAGGUGCCUACCUAGCCCGCCUUGGAAUGCGAUGCAUACAGAGGCUCGAUCAGCCCAUAAUUCUGACUGGCUUCUCUGCGUUAAACAAACUUCUAGGCCGGGAGGUGUACAGCUCACAAAUGCAACUUGGUGGGCCUAAAAUUAUGGCAACCAAUGGGGUUGUUCAUCUCACAGUCUUAGAUGAUCUUGAAGGAGUAUUGGCUAUUUUGAAGUGGCUUAGCUAUGUACCCCCCUAUGUAGGUGGCGCACUUCCCAUUUUAGCUUCUUCAGAUCCUCCAGAAAGGCCCGUGGAAUACUUACCUGAAAACACAUGUGAUCCUCGUGCAGCUAUUUCUGGUGCUUUGGAUAGUAGGGGAAAGUGGCUUGGUGGUAUUUUCGACAAGGAUACUUUUGUGGAGACACUGGAGGGCUGGGCAAGGACUGUUGUAACAGGAAGGGCAAAGCUUGGGGGAAUCCCUGUGGGAAUUGUUGCUGUUGAGACACAGCCUGUGAUGCAAGUUAUCCCAGCAGACCCUGGUCAGCUUGAUUCACACGAGAGGGUUGUCCCUCAAGCUGGGCAAGUAUGGUUUCCUGAUUCUGCAACUAAGACUUCCCAAGCAUUGUUAGAUUUCAACAGGGAGGAACUCCCACUUUUCAUUCUUGCCAACUGGAGAGGCUUUUCUGGUGGGCAGAGAGACCUUUUUGAAGGGAUCCUUCAGGCUGGAUCAACCAUUGUUGAGAACCUUAGAACAUAUAAGCAGCCUGUUUUUGUAUACAUUCCCAUGAUGGGUGAACUACGUGGUGGGGCAUGGGUUGUUGUGGACAGCCGGAUUAAUUCUGACCACAUUGAAAUGUACGCUGAUCGGACAGCUAAAGGGAAUGUCCUUGAGCCAGCAGGGAUGAUUGAGAUCAAAUUCAGGGCAAAGGAGCUGCUGGAGUGCAUGGGCAGGCUUGACCAGCACCUGAUAAAUCUAAAGACCAAGCUUCAGGUAGCUAAGUGUAGUGGGCCCCGUGGGGAUGUUGAAUCUCUACAACAGCAAAUAAAAGCCCGUGAGAAGCACCUUUUGCCAGUUUACACUCAGAUAGCCACCCGGUUUGCUGAACUACAUGAUACUUCCUUGCGGAUGGCUGCCAAAGGUGUAAUCAGGGGAGUUGUUGAUUGGGCUCACUCUCGGACUUUCUUCUACAGAAGAUUGCGUCGGAGAAUCAGCGAGGGAUUGCUGAUCAAGACCAUUCAAGAUGCUGCUGGUGAGCACAUGUCACAUAAAUCUGCAAUCGACUUGAUCAAGACGUGGUUUUUAGAUUCUAGGAUUGCUCGAGGUAGAGAAGAUGCUUGGUUUGAUGAUGAAGCUUUCUUCACAUGGAAGGAAAAUCCAGGAAAUUAUGAAGAAAAGCUGAAGGAGUUGCGGGUCCAGAAGAUAUUUCUGCAACUGUCGAAUAUUGGUGAUUCAAUGUUGGAUUUGCAAGCACUACCUGAAGGUCUUGCGUGCCUUCUGCACAAGAUGGAGCCAUCAAGCAGAGUGGAAUUGACUGGUGAACUUCGAAAAGUGCUCAAUUGAUAAGAUAGUUUGUGGUUCAUCGGCAAGCCUGGUCCUGCAAUUUGCCCUGCCCUUUUUCUGCUCAAGGAUGAUUCCACCUAGAAGACCAAAGGUGGAUGACCUGCCUUCUCCCCAUGCAAAUGCUGCACUACCCUAUAAGUAUGAUCUUGCUGGCAAAAUAAAUUUCCUUUGGAAAAAUAAAUUGGAAGAGCUCUUCCUCUUAAUGCUAUUGCAUCAAGUGUAAAUUCUUGUAGUUCCCGGAGUUCAUGUAGGAAAUAGCCGCAGAUUAGGCAAAACAGAAAACAAUUGGGAAUUGGCAGGUUGUGUUUCAUUAGUUUUCCAUAUGGAUGAUAAAAUCCUUUCGCUUAUUUGUAAUUUUUUUCUGCUAAAAUCUCUUUUGCUAUUUUUUUAAUAGAACUAGCUAAUCUAUUUCAAAAA
This is a messenger RNA of Malania oleifera, 7980 nucleotides long. RefSeq names its product acetyl-CoA carboxylase 1-like. The coding region runs from base 766 to 7563 and encodes 2265 amino acids. Gene Ontology annotation, molecular function: metal ion binding; acetyl-CoA carboxylase activity; ATP binding. The record is from RefSeq and is a predicted model, not a curated record. Lineage: Eukaryota; Viridiplantae; Streptophyta; Magnoliopsida; Santalales; Ximeniaceae. Gene Ontology annotation, biological process: fatty acid biosynthetic process. The transcript has 32 exons.